Molecule: messenger RNA, 961 nt
Organism: Topomyia yanbarensis
Lineage: Eukaryota; Metazoa; Arthropoda; Insecta; Diptera; Culicidae
Exons: 2
Coding region: 104-667 (187 amino acids)
Source: RefSeq, a predicted model, not a curated record
UUCGUUUCAUUCCAAUCCAAAUCAAAAGUAAACAAAAAUCUAAUCUUUUUUUUCGGGCUGUAACCGGCACCCCCAAAUUAGAUUAAAAAUCAAACAGAUCACGAUGAAAACUCGCAAAGGAACUGUUCCACGAAAACGCAAGCCAUCCAAAGGGAACGUCAAAAGGAAGGCAACAAUUAAAAGCAAUCGAAAUUAUCGCACCUAUCUAAUACCGCAAUCUAAAUUGGAAAGUGCUGUCAAAUUUCUGGAAAGUGACCUGGAACCAAGACAACCUACUGGUUGGCCAUGCCAUGGAAACAUCGCUAUUCGGGUGAGCACCGGUCGGAAAAAGGAUAACCACGUCACCGACACGAUGAACGUGAUGGACGUGGCUCGGCACUGUGCCGAACGUGGUCACUGGUCAAACCUGAUGAAAACGGUAGCCAUCAUGUGCGAGGAUGCUCGGUUCUACGAUGUGCAUGCCAUUUUAAGGAACUCGCUCUUCGGAAUUAUGGCCGAUCCAGUGCUCAACGAUCGGUCCUACCUGGAAGAUUAUAUGUACGCAUAUCCUCAAUGUAAAACUCCGGGGGAUAUUGCGUACGUCAUUGAUAAAAUAUUGGAGGUGUUUCAAGGUAUUUCUAUCCGGACAAAGCGAAACGGAGAUGCGGUUUCAUCUUCGACAGACUGAUUAUUUAGCUAGUGUUCAAAUCCUGUACACAGAAAAUGAUUCAAUAGAUAUUUAAGUUGGAAAAAAUCUCGUUAUUUUAUAUGUAUUGAUGGCUAGUGUUCUCCAAUCUGUUGUAUUUAUCGGACCGACGAAUUUAACGGGUGAACUUUAUAUUUGUGUACAUUUAUGAUCGGGUAGAUCGACAUCGCAAUUUUUCAACAUCAUUUAUCACCAAAAUUUUAUUUUCUUUAGUAAAGAACGGUAGAAACAUAUUACACAACCUUAAGACUUACUCCCACUCAUUCAUAUGUCACA